AUGCAGAUGGACCAUCCAGAGGGGCUGACAGUGAACAGGAGCCUGAUGGAAACAGUUAAAGUUGCCAAGUUGGACGACGUCUUCAGUCCCCCCCUGCAGAUGGAGCGCACCAUAGAUAUAACCAGCUGCGCCAAAUGGGUCUAUCCGCUCAGUGAUAGAUUUCCUAUGUGCGUCCCACACGUUCUCAGUCAGAUCCACCGUCAGAUCAAGCCUGUUGUCUUCUCUGACCACUGCCUCCUGCUGGCCGGUUGUCACCUACAGGAUAACCAGCGGGCCAGCAAGGGAACGCGGAAGCUGAAUGUGAAACCGUUGACCCGAGAAAACAUUGAGGAGUUGAAAAGGGAUUACACAGGAGCAUUAGAAAGGGGAAAAGAAGUUACACCGAGAUAUUAUCCCAGGCGAUUGUCACAGGUUUUAGCGCAUCUUCAAGGAAGAAAGAGAAAUAGAGAGAUGGAGAGUUUCAGGGAGGGAGCUCCAGAGCUGAGGGUCUCGGCAGCUGAAGGCCCAACCUCCAAUGGGGAGAGAGACGAAAAUAAGAUGUUCAAGAAGCCGGAAGUAGAGGAGCAGGAUUCUCGGAAGCCAAUCCCACGUCACUUUCUCAGUAGUAACGCCACCUCUGGAUUCCAGUUCACUGCCGCUCCUGCCACCACUCUGACUUCCUCAAUCCAGGCUCCACUCCUCAGAAACCUCCGAGUAAAUUGGGCCUUAGCGAAUCUGGUCGAGAAAGCUCGAAAAUUAAAGCUGAAUCCGAAAGAGAAGGAAAGUAAACGUCACUGUGAGAUACAUCAGGAAGAUCUGAAGCUGUUUUGUGAAACUGACAAGGAAUUGAUCUGUUUGAUUUGUAGAGAUUCGCGGGAACACAGAGAUCACCGCUUCAUCCCGAUUAAAGAAGCUGUUGAAAUCUACAAGAAUCAGCUGCAAUCUUCCUUAGAUUCUCUCAAAGAGGAGAAAUUGGUGUUUCAAGAAACCGAACAGAAAGAGAAACAGAAGUUUUCCGAAGUUAAGGAACAGGCGAGCAGUCUGCAGACCCCCAUCACAUCCGAGUUCACUAAAAUGCUGCUCACUGAGAAAGAGCAGAGCUUACUCAGAGAUCUCAGGGAAGAAGAGGAGAGCAUUCUAGAGCGAAUGGAGAAAACCCUUCGAGAGAUUCAGGAGAAGUUAAAUUCUAUUGAGGAGAAACUCUCAGAGUUGCAGAAACAGAUGCAACAAAAAGACGAGCUGAUAUUUCUGAAGGAGGCAGCUUGUCGGAAGAGAAGGAUUAGUGAGUAUGAGCUCAUGCUCUCAGCUGCUGAUGCCUCUCUGCCUACCAGAAAGUAUACUGGCCCUUUAGAGUACAUACUCUGGAGAGAAAUGAUACACACCAUUCACCCAGCUCCAGCAUCUCUGACUCUGGAUCCGAACUCAGCGCAUCCCCGGCUCAUCCCGUCUGAAGACCGGACCAGUGUGAGACUCGGAGACAAACGGCAGAUGCUUCCUGACUUCCCGAAGAGAUUUGAUCCCUGGCAAUGUGUCUUGGGAUCAGAGGGAUUCACAUCAGGGAGACAUUACUGGGAGGUGGAGGUGGAGGAGAAGACUGAAUGGAUUCUGGGAGUGGCCCGAGAGUCAGUGGAGAGGAAGGGGAAAAUCUUCCUGUACACGGAGACUGGUUUCUGGAUUGUGAGGCUAUUGCCCAGAAAUGAUUAUUUUGCCGCCACCUCACCCUCACGGACACACCUCCCCCUGAGUGUGAAUCCCCGGAAGAUCGGAGUUUUCCUGGACUAUGAAGGUGGAGAGGUGUCAUUUUACAAUGCGGACACCAUGUCCCAUCUUUACACUUUCACCCACAUUUUCACUGAAAGGAUCUUUCCCAUCUUCAGUCCUGGACGGAAUAUUGAUGGGAAAAACUCCGCCCCGCUGACAAUCUGCGGGAUUAAAGGGCACUGA
Molecule: messenger RNA, 1923 nt
Organism: Rhincodon typus (whale shark)
Lineage: Eukaryota; Metazoa; Chordata; Chondrichthyes; Orectolobiformes; Rhincodontidae
Product: E3 ubiquitin-protein ligase TRIM39-like
Molecular function (GO): zinc ion binding; protein binding
Source: RefSeq, a predicted model, not a curated record